AUUUAAUACAUUUAGUUGUAUUUGUUGCAUUUGCCAUCGUUCGUUUGAAAACACGCUUUUCUUAAAUAAACUGAAUUGAGCACGCUCCUGCAAAAAAAAACACUAUUUGAGUGGCCAAUUGCUGCUCCAACCACUAGGAGUCCAGUCACCAGAAACAACCUACCUCUGGGAAAAUCCCAACUUUGAAGUCGAAUCAAGUGCCGCAUAGGAAAACGCACGUGGGCCAGGAGAUGGAUGUGGAAAACGGAGAGGGGCAGGUGCAGGUACACUUGAAAACCAAGCAGGAGCACUAUGCCGUGCCGGAUGUGCCGUAUGCCAUCGAUGGAACCGUCACCACCGCGGAGCUGAACACAUUCGUGAACGCCCUACUCCGACAGAAGGAUGACUCCUCAUCUGACACCGAUUUCGAUUUCCUGGUGUUCGACGAAUACCUGCGCGGCCGGCUGUGCGAUCACUUGCGCGAGAAGGCCAUCAGCUUCGAGGACGCCAUCGAGAUCGAGUAUGUGGAGCGGUUUCCGGCGCCGGAGCCCCAGGAUUGCCUGCUCCACGACGACUGGGUGUCGGCGGUGAAGGCUAGCGGAAAGUGGGUCUUGAGCGGAUGCUAUGACAACACACUGAAUCUGUGGACCAACAAGGGCAAGCACAUCCUCACCAUUCCCGGCCACACGGCGCCCAUCAAGGCGGUGGACUGGAUUUCACUGGACGAGGAGACGGGUCGCUUUGUGUCCACCUCGCAGGAUCAGACGGCCAUGCUGUGGCAGUGGAGCGUGGCCUCCAACUCUGUGGAGUGCGUCUCCGUUUGCAAGGGCCAUGAGCGAGGCGUCGAUAGCGUCAGCGUGAGUCCUGAUGGUCAGCGAUUCGCCACGGGCUCCUGGGACACCAUGCUGAAGGUGUGGUCAGCGGAGGUGGACGACGCGGCAGAGGGCACCUCUAAGCGGAUGAAGGAGAGCGGCGUCAGGACCCCCAAAUUGACGCUGCAAGGACAUCGCGAGAGCAUCUCCGCUGUGCAAUGGAUGGAUGCCACCACUCUGCUCACUGGCAGCUGGGAUCACACGCUAAAGGUGUGGGAUCUGAGUCUCGAGGGCAUCAAAACCGAAAUAUCCACCAACAAGUCCAUCUUUGAUGCCAGCUACUCGAGGUUGAACCGCCUGAUACUGACGGCCUCAGCGGAUAAAAAUCUGAGGCUAUACGAUGCCAGGACAAACCAGGGAUCAGUGGUGCGGAAUACCUACCUGGGACACAAUGCCUGGGUGCAAAGCGUCAUGUGGUCCACAACGGAGGAGUUCCUCUUCGUCUCCGGCGCUUAUGACAACCAGAACAAGUUGUGGGACUGCAGGAGUCCUAAGGCGCCACUAUACGACCUUCUGGGUCACGGCGAUAAGGUUCUGGACAUCGAUUGGUCGAAUCCCAAGUACAUCGUCUCCGGUGGCGCUGACAAUACGGUGCGCGUAUUCAAAUCCCGCAAGGCGUUAACAGACGAUAUGGAAACGAAGUAACCCUAUAUUUUGUAAACCUUUAUACAUACAAGAUAAGCUUUAAGUAAAUAUUGAAUGAUACUUUUGUUUGUGUUCUGAUCUAAAAACGAGAUGGAAAGUAAACUUCUGCAAGCCAA
Messenger RNA from Drosophila rhopaloa, 1612 nucleotides. Its product is annotated as ribosome biogenesis protein WDR12 homolog. Bases 231 to 1496 code for a protein of 421 amino acids. Gene Ontology annotation, cellular component: preribosome, large subunit precursor. The record is from RefSeq and is a predicted model, not a curated record. Gene Ontology annotation, molecular function: protein binding. Gene Ontology annotation, biological process: ribosome biogenesis. NCBI's taxonomy places the organism in Eukaryota, Metazoa, Arthropoda, Insecta, Diptera, Drosophilidae. The transcript is spliced from 4 exons.